AUGAAGAGCAUAGGAGAUGCUGACCAAGACUACACGCUCAUUAAGGAUGUUGAACGCAGAAAAGAUUACGGUCUAGCAUCGUCAGGCCAAGCACAUGCUCGCUCAGGCAGCAUCGUCGAAGGAAAAGAACACGCCCGUCGGCAACAGCGACAGCCUACAACAUCAUCAGUCUCAGGAGUCCCUUCUGCCACUCCGUCAGGAUUUCUUGUAGAGGGAUUCCAUACCGUCACGACCAAAAUAAGCCCGCCUCCCGCCUCCGAGAUAGCUCCCGGCGUGGCUACCUCAGCGUCCCCUGUGAUUCAUCUCAUCACGACGACGGAAACCUCGAAGCCCCUUCGCCACAGAACUGGAGGCAAAAGCUCAGUACCCGUUAGCACAAAGGUCACCAUCGGGGUGUCCGUCAUGGUCGGGAUCCUGGCCGUCCUUGCCUUGAUUGCAUGGCAUUUGAGGCUGAAGGCGCGGUUACGCAACAAGAAGCGCAUCAGUCGCCCCAUCAAGCCCAGCAGCCUUCCUCCUACGCCGCUCAUUUCGCCGUCGAGCUCGUAUGCUGGACCGCCGAGUGGUCCGUUGACGCCGCCUCCGCGACUACAAGAGCGGCGCUUCUUGCUGACCAGAGCUCUGAGCCUUCGACGCAACAACCAACGCCGUCAGUACAAUGACGAGGACUCGCAGGAAUGGGUUGGUGUACCACUGUCGCCCAUGCCACCGCUGUCACCCCUAUCACCUCUCUCCAUCCCUAGAACUAGAUGGAACUCGGAAGAGUCUGAGCACGGCGGCAUAACGGCAACAACGACAAUCUCGCAAAUAACACAAGUCAACAGGCCCCCUAGGGACGACGUUGCCCCAGCCGCGAGCGUUUCGAGCAUCUUCAGCAGCGCAAGCACCCUGCGGGCCACGUCCAACACAUCUACUGACUCGGCACAGAUCAGAUACAGCGGUGCCACCGCCACUGAUCUCCCCAGGCCGCCGCCACGAGUAUAUGAAACACCGCCGAUGAUUCGUGGUCUGGCCAGUCCUGGGCCACCGCCUACACGUGCGCUUCCAAGUCUUCCUGCCGACGGCCGGGUGAGCCCUUUCAAAUCGCCCCUGGCCACGCCCGGGAGCCGGCGAGGAUCCCCGAGUUUCCCGACUAUGACUAGCCCAUCUAUUCGUACGAGUGAGGAAAACAACGGCUCUCAGAGGCCAGGGGAGGAGAGUGGCCAAGGUGGUGCUGGGAGGUCCGUGGAUGUGCCAGUACAGUCUCCGAGGAGGGUGAGGCAUGUGAGGAGCCCACUUGGCUUGAAUAGCAUGAUGAAGGAGUGA
This is a messenger RNA of Trichoderma aggressivum f. europaeum, 1302 nucleotides long. RefSeq lists its product as uncharacterized. The transcript has 2 exons. The record is from RefSeq and is a predicted model, not a curated record. NCBI's taxonomy places the organism in Eukaryota, Fungi, Ascomycota, Sordariomycetes, Hypocreales, Hypocreaceae. The coding region runs from base 1 to 1302 and encodes 433 amino acids.